AUGACUUCCACUGCUCCUCUACCUCCCCCGCUGCACCGCCUUGACGACCAACCUGACAAUUUAAUCGCUUCUUCCGACGUGAACUGGCUUUUGAACGGAGCCAUGGACCAGGAAGACGCCAAAAUGCCACCUCAACCAGAGACCAAUCUGGAGACCACCGCGACAAACGGCCAUACGAUCAUCCCACCGCUCCAGCCCGAAAGUAAACCUGUGAAAGACAACAAAGCGGUUCCUUGGUACCAUACCUCACUCGCAGAGAUUGACCCCGUAACCCGCGACCUCCUGGAAAAUUACAGCAAGAUCCCCUCGGAUCAAGUGAAGCCGCACGUAUUCGCAAUCGUACGUUUCCCUUCCUCUCCCACUCUCCAUCCGCCAAACCCCAUCCAUCUUUGCCCACCACCACCACCACCGCUAACGCCCGUUCUUUCCCCCUCCCUCCAGCGCGAAAAGGCCUGGGACGUCUACCCCUACCCCUGCAUCGGGCAGUUCCUCUUCCUGAACCUCACCAUCAACCUCUCGCCCUACUACCCGACCCUCGUCGCCCGCCUCCGCGACCCGGCCCACACCCUCCUGGACCUGGGCUGCUGCUUCGCGCAGGACGUGCGCAAGCUCGUCGCCGACGGCGCCCGGGGCGAGAACCUCUACGGCGCGGACCUGCACGGCGAGUUCCUCGAGCUGGGCUACGCCCUCUUCCGCGACCGCCGCACCCUGCGCGCCACCUUCUUCCCGGCCGACGUCCUCGACCCGCGCGACCUGCCCCUGCGCGGCCUCGACGGCGAAAUGGACGUCGUCUACCUCGGCCUCUUCCUCCACCACUUCGACUUCGCCACCUGCGUCCGCGUCUGCGUCCGCGUCGUCCGCUUGCUCCGGCCCCGCGCUGGCAGCCUCGUCAUGGGCGUUCAGGUCGGCGCCCUCGUCGCCGACGAGGUGCCCAUCCCUAUCCCCAGCGGCGGCGUCCUCUUCCGCCACGACCUCGCCAGCUUCGCCCGUUUGUGGGAGGAGGUGGGGAGGGUCACGGGGACGGAGUGGCGCGUCGAGGCGAGGUUGGAGCGCGCGAAGGGGUUCGGGGAGAAGUGGCAGAUUGAGGGGACGAGGCGGUUGGGGUUUGAGGUUUGGAGGCUUUGA
Letharia lupina is the source of this 1125-nucleotide messenger RNA. RefSeq lists its product as uncharacterized. The transcript has 2 exons. The record is from RefSeq and is a predicted model, not a curated record. Bases 1 to 1125 code for a protein of 374 amino acids. NCBI's taxonomy places the organism in Eukaryota, Fungi, Ascomycota, Lecanoromycetes, Lecanorales, Parmeliaceae. Gene Ontology annotation, molecular function: S-adenosylmethionine-dependent methyltransferase activity.